AUGCAUGAUCUUGUCAAAAGUCACAUGAUGCACGGUCCUUGUGGCAGCUUACGAGAAAAAAGUCCAUAUAUGCAGGGUGUGCCAAAAAUAUGUCGUUUCAGAUAUCCUAGGCAAAUCAAUGAAAAGAUAUCACAAGGAGAGGAAUCAUAUCCAUUAUAUAGAAGGAGAAAUAAUGGAAUUGAGGUGACUGUAAGAAAUACAACAUUGGAUAACAGAUGGGUGGCUCCAUACAACCCAAAGUUGUUAAUGAUGUUUAAUUGUCAUAUCAAUGUUGAGGUUUGUUCGAGUAUAAAGUCUGUGAAGUACCUCUUCAAAUAUGUUUAUAAGGGCCAUGACAAACAAGUUAUCCAUAUUGAUAAAGACCAAGAAAAUAUUGUUAUUAAUGAGAUACGAAAGUUUCAAGAUGCACGUUAUGUAUCCCCUCCCGAGGCAUUAUGGCGAGUUUUUAGCUUUCCUCUUUCAAAAAUCCACCCUUGUGUGAUGGCCUUGCAAAUACAUCUCCCGAAUCAACAGUUGGUUAGGUUCAAAGACGGUGACAGAAUGGAAGACAUUGUUGAUAGGGAGAAAGGAAAAAAUUUAAUGUUGACGGCAUUUUUCAAGAAGAAUAAAGAAUAUUCCAAUGCGAGAAAAUAUUUGUAUAAGGAUUUUCCCAAACAUUUUACAUGGAAUCGGAGCAACCAUUGUUGGAGGACCAGGGAACGUAAAUCAAUGAUUGGUCGACUUGUUUAUGCUAAUCCAGCUGAAGGAGAGAGAUACUAUCUACGCCUGCUUUUAUGUCAUAUUACUAGGCCUACCUGCUUUGAAGAUUUAUACACAGCCAAUGGUGUAUUACACCCUACAUUUCGAAAAGCAGCUCUUGAAAGAGGUUUAAUAGAGACCGAUGAUAAUUUAUCACAAUGUCUUGUAAAGGCUUCCUUAUUUCAAUUUCCCAGCGCACUUAGAAGGUUAUUUGCGACGAUGCUGAUUUUUUGUGAACCAGGAAAUGUUCGCAAGUUAUGGGACGACCACUAUGAUUCUCUUUCUGAAGAUUAUAGGAAACAAUAUCGACGUGUCGAACGAGUGCAAAAUAUGGUCCUCAUCGACAUUAGAGUCUUCCUAGAAUCUAUGAGUAAAAAGCUUAGUGAUUACGACCUUCCAAAUGUCAGUGCACACAUCGAUUUACAAUCAAGAGGCUAUCGUGAGGUGCAAGAAGAAUACUCUAUAAAUGUGGAAAAUGAACAUUUACAUGCACGGGACUCUCUCAAUCCAGACCAAAAGUUUACAUAUGAUGAGAUAAUGAGGCAUGUGGAUGAAAAUAUUCCGGGUGUGUUCUUCAUAGAUGGUCCCGGUGGAACUGUAAAUACAUUUUUGUACAAAGAUUUGUUGGCCAAUAUUCGUGCCCGUGGUCUUAUUGCACUUGCAACUGACACGUCAGGUGUUACGGCUAACAACAUGCCAGGAGGGAGAACAACUCAUUCACGAUUUGGAAUUCCCCUCAAUCUUGAUAAUAACUCGAUGUGCAAGAUCACUAAACAAAGCGGGAAGGCUCAGCUACUUCGCGAGGCAAAGGUAAUCAUAUGGGAUGAAGCUGCAAUGGCUAAGAGGCAGUUGAUCGGACAAUGCAAGACAUCACAGAUGAGAAGCUCCCUUUCGGUGGAAAGAUAA
This is a messenger RNA of Lactuca virosa, 1644 nucleotides long. NCBI's taxonomy places the organism in Eukaryota, Viridiplantae, Streptophyta, Magnoliopsida, Asterales, Asteraceae. The record is from the annotation of a GenBank genome assembly.